CCCUUGCUCACUCGCAACGCGCUGAACUCGUUCGCGGACUCGACUCAUCGUCGAAUUACAGUGAGAAAGGCCAGUGACCCAUCUUCGUAUAUCGAUCCGCCGAGCUCCGCUUUAGCUUCUUUUCUUCUCUCCAAAGCAACGAAGAAAGAGAGGGGAACCAAAAAAAAAUCCUCACUUUUCCCGCGUCUUUUUCUUUUCUUGUGUCUGAUUCUCAGGAAUCUCUCUCUCUCUCUCUCUCCGCCUUCCUUUCUUUUUCAACUGAGGUCUCUCCUCGUCCACCAUCUUUAAUCUUCUGGUUCUGUUUUUCCUUUUGGGUCGUUUUGUUUUUGUUUUAUUCUGUGCCCCCCAGAGAUUUUUCUUUGGUUCUUUUUUUUUUAUUAUGCUUUGAUUUGCAAUUUGAGUGUUGCUUUACUGUAAUCCUUACUAUUUAACUUUCUUGCUCAGACUCCUCUUGAUCAUAUCUCUCCCUCUCUCUCUCUCUCUCUCUAGAUUCUGUUGGAUUCAGAAAAAUUUGAUCUUAGUGAUAAUCUUUUGAACUGGAAUUUGAAUUUUUGAAUUCUGAAGAUCAAGAAUAAAGGGAGAUUCUUGUUUCCAGUAAGCGACCUUUGUGGUGACUUCUUUAUAAGCUGUGGGAACCCUCAAAAUCUCUGCAUUCUCUCGGCUGAAUCCCCCAAAAUCUUAUCUUUGGGGGGGAGAGGAGUUUCGACUGGUAUCACGACUGGUGGCAAUGGAGACUCUAUACCCACCAUCCUGUAUUUCCAAUUCCACUUGGUUCAGCACCCGCUGGACUAAAGAAGAGAACAAGAGGUUCGAGAGCGCGCUCGCGAUACACGAUAAGGACACGCCGGACCGGUGGUUUAAGAUCGCUGCGAUUGUCGGGAAGUCGGUUCUGGAUGUGGAGACCAAGUACAGGGAGUUAGAGGAGGAUGUGUGCGAAAUCGAAGCGGGUCGGGACCCGAUUCACGGGUACUUGUGCUCGACUUUCGCGCUGGAGUCCAUCGAUGGAACAGAUUUCGUUGCGUGUAGGAAGAAAUCCUCGGCUGGCCGCGGAGCCGAUCACGAAAGAAAGAAGGGAGUGCCUUGGACCCAGGAGGAGCACAGGCGGUUUCUGAUGGGGCUCCUUAAGUACGGCAAAGGGGAUUGGAGAAACAUCUCGCGCAAGUUUGUGGUGUCAAAGACGCCCACUCAAGUCGCAAGCCAUGCUCAGAAGUACUUCAUGAGACAGCUUUCUGGUGUGAAAGACAAGAGGCGACCAAGUAUACAUGACAUAACUACAGUUAAUCUCACCGACCCGGCUUCAUCUUCCGAAAAUAAUAGGGCUCCCUCUUUGGAUCAGCCCAAUGUGCUUUCCUCGCAACAGAAGCUCAUCAGCACACCAGAGCUGGCCCUUGACCAUAGUCUCUCUAACUAUGGAGGAUUUAUGUUUUUUGACUCGAGCCAUGGGCAUCUAUUGAUGCCAGAUGCGUAUGGGUUUGGUCUGAAUGGAAUGAGAUUGCAGGAAAAGCAUAAUCCGGACGGUGUUUACCCAAGUACAGGAUUCCGCAGUUCAUUGAUUGGAAUUCACUCUUCAAGACACCAAAUUCAGGGAUGACAGGGUCGAAUGUGAUGACUAGUGACCUUGUGUACAUUCAGUAGCUUGAUGCUCCUGUGAUAUUAUGCACUCAUGAUUUAAAAGAACAAAAAAUGUUGGUGAAGUAUGUCUCUCUGGGUUUGUAACUGUGGAAUAAAAGAGAGAUUUGACUUAA
Molecule: messenger RNA, 1745 nt
Organism: Rhodamnia argentea
Lineage: Eukaryota; Viridiplantae; Streptophyta; Magnoliopsida; Myrtales; Myrtaceae
Product: transcription factor DIVARICATA-like
Exons: 2
Coding region: 728-1591 (287 amino acids)
Molecular function (GO): DNA binding
Source: RefSeq, a predicted model, not a curated record